This is a messenger RNA of Acaulospora colombiana, 405 nucleotides long. Lineage: Eukaryota; Fungi; Glomeromycota; Glomeromycetes; Diversisporales; Acaulosporaceae. The record is from the annotation of a GenBank genome assembly.
AUGACCGUUCAAUCCGCUGCUCAAAGAUCAAACUCCCACAGUAAUCAACAGUCCCCACAAUUUCAGCAACACAACCGUUACCACCACCAACCUCCUCAGCAGCGACAGCAAAUGUUACAACAGCCCACCCCCGAUUUGUCCUCGCUUAACCGGAAAGGUUCCAUGCCGCCUCGCUCUUGCAAGGCGGAUGGUCACGGCGUGUCCGCCACUGUUUGUGCUAACUGUUCCACUACUACCACACCCUUGUGGAGAAGAGCCCCGACCGGAGAGACGAUUUGUAAUGCAUGUGGACUUUACCUGAAAGCUCGCAACACGGUGAUGGCCAUUGUGAUGGCACAGGAGGAUCAAGCUCCUGCGAUGGUUGUCCAGCUUACAACCAACAUCAAGUUAACCGUCAAGCCUUGA